GCUGUUCAACUCAAGAGGCGCGCACAAGGACACGAGAACCACAGAUUUGCAUGAUCCUCUGGCACUCUCUUUAGGUAAGCUGUGUGCGUGUGUGAGGGAGGAUGGACGGCUCCGUCAACUCAACAGCGUCCGAGGCUCUUUUCCAGCGCACGGACGACCGGCAGCCUCGAGUGGACCCGGGAGACGGGAACGCGUCCUUGUACAUACUGAUAGUGAUGUCGUUCUACGGGGUCUUCCUCCUUGGCAUCCUGCUGGGCUACUUCCGCUCCAAGCGGCGGGAGAAGAGGAGGACCAACGUAUUCACGCGCCUCGUGCAUGAGGAGGAGCAGCGGGAGUGGGGAGCGUUGCCCAAGAAGCACAGCACCCCCUUCUCCUUCUCCCCCUCCUCGCCUUCCUCCUCCUGCGCCCCGGGAUCGGGCAGACUGCACUACGAGGACAUGGCGCUGUCCCCGCUGUCCUGCGCCCUGUGCGCGGAGCAGAGCAGCGUCAGCUCCCUCUGCUCCUCCGCGGACGUACGCUUCGCCAUCGAGGAGGAGUCGGACGGCGUCGUGGCGGAGGGCUCGCAGGACGGCGUGCAUCCCAAAGGCAGUGCGGAGGGCAAAGACGACCCGGGUGACUCCCGCCGGAAGGAGUUCUGACACCCCGCCUUCACUCCACCACCCCCCCCAAAACAAAAAACAAAAAACCCCCCAAAUAACCAAGUUACUUUGGUUUAGGAUAGUGGUUCUCAAACAGGUCCGCACAGCGCCGCUGGUUUUCUAUCCUGCCAGGUUAUCUUAAAGUAACGCGCGCCUGCGCUUCCAGGUGUGUUGAAACCUUCCCGGUCGGAGACUGGAAUAACUGCAGCAAUAGAUGAACGUAAAAUGUGAACGUGAAACACCUGGCAUACUAGAAAACCUGCAAUAGUACCGCAUGGGUGAUGGCGGAGGAUAGGAUGGGGUGGUCCUUAACCCCCCCCCCCCAAUUCUUAGGUGAAGCGUAUUCAAUGAAGCCAAGCAGCGAUCAAAAUAAGUUCACUGUCACGACCAUGUCAUGUGUUCUGCUCGGGUCAAAAUGACCAUUUCGGUUGAUAACUAGAAUAAUAAAUGUUAAUAAUUGAGAUGAUGAUAACAAGAUGGUUGGUGUUUUUAGAUUGCUACAUUUUACAAUGUUCUUUAUUUCCAUCAAAUUCAAGGGUGGGCAGAGUCACUGUGACCGGCGAACAGCGGGCCACAUCCGUUGCUAAUGAGUGAACAGAACACCAGGGUUAAGCCCCGUGUUAUUUGCCUAAUGAUGCCACAUUCGUUAUUUGGCAUGCCUUCCGCUAAAAUACCAGUAUACCGUUAAGUAUAUAGUGUAUUUGUUGGUGAAAGGACGGCUUGGUAUCAGGUGUCCUGUCCAUCCCCAGCACCACCCACCAAUCCACAAACUUUCCUGGGCUGACUACGACUACACCCGUGUAGUGGUGGUUCCGGAGGACCGGAGAUUGAGAACCACUAUGUUGCAGGCUGCUGACUCCAAGAAGAAACAGUGGACUGACUGGCUAUUGAACUUUAACUGAACUUGACAGCUCUUGCUGCACGCUUGAGUAUUGAAAUGUACCUGGAACCCACUUGAACGACUUUUCUUGGCUUGUUUGUUCGUAACUAAAUCUCGUUUGCUGUAGCUUCAAUGAUCUACACACUGCGCACUGGUAACAUAUUGUAUAGGCCGACUCGCUAAAGUAACACCCUGUAAAUAUCCAUAGUGGUUUACACUCCAGAGCUUAAUUUAAAACUGAAUGUAUUGUUUUGUGUGUUUCAGAUAAAUAAAUGCUCAUAAAGAGAUAAAAGUUCAAACUUUCCUUUA
This is a messenger RNA of Lampris incognitus (smalleye Pacific opah), 1827 nucleotides long. RefSeq names its product potassium voltage-gated channel, Isk-related family, member 4 (gene kcne4). Gene Ontology annotation, biological process: potassium ion export across plasma membrane; regulation of heart rate by cardiac conduction; membrane repolarization during action potential. The record is from RefSeq and is a predicted model, not a curated record. Lineage: Eukaryota; Metazoa; Chordata; Actinopteri; Lampriformes; Lampridae. Gene Ontology annotation, cellular component: membrane. The coding region runs from base 102 to 638 and encodes 178 amino acids. Gene Ontology annotation, molecular function: delayed rectifier potassium channel activity; potassium channel regulator activity; transmembrane transporter binding. The transcript has 2 exons.